UUCUUCUUCUUGUUUGCUACCCAUUUUGAUUCAGUUGCAAACUUCAAUUUAUGCAAUAAUACAAAAUCUAAAGCCAUGAUGAAAUGCAUCUACAAAGAUCCGAAUGCCGCCAUUGAUGCCAGGCUCAAAGAUCUCAUCUCUCAGAUGAGCCUUGCAGAGAAAAUCGGCCAAAUGACACAGAUCGAGCGCACCGUCGCCACCCCUUCCGCCAUUAAAAACCUCUCUAUAGGUAGCAUACUGAGUGUUGGUGGGAGCGGGCCGUUUGAGAAUGCAGAGUCUGCUGAUUGGGCGGCAAUGGUGGAUAGCUUCCAGAAAGCGGCACUCGAAUCGAGGCUCGGAAUUCCGGUGCUGUAUGGAACUGAUGCUGUUCAUGGUAAUAACAAUGUUUAUGGUGCAACCAUUUUUCCUCACAACGUAGGCCUUGGAGCCACCAGAGAUGCUGACUUGAUUCGGAGGAUUGGUGCUGCAACAGCUCUUGAAGUUAGAGCAUGCGGGAUUCACUAUACUUUUGCUCCAUGUAUUGCUGUGUGUAGAGAUCCGAGAUGGGGAAGAUGCUAUGAGAGUUUUGGUGAAGACCCUCACAUUGUUAAGAUGAUGACUUCUAUGGUUACUGGCUUACAGGGACAACCGCCCGAGGGACACCCCGUCGGUCACCCAUUUCUUGCUGGAAGAGAAAACGUUGUUGCAUGUGCAAAGCAUUUUGUAGGCGAUGGUGGCACAAAGAAUGGUAUAAACGAGGGAGAUACUGUGUCAUCGUAUGAUGAGCUAGAGAAACUUCACAUGGCUCCUUUCUUCGACUGCAUUUCUCGGGGAGUAUGUACUAUCAUGGCAUCCUACUCAAGCUGGAACGGGACCAAAUUACACGAUUCUCAUUUUCUUCUUACAGAGAUCUUGAAAAAUAAACUUGGAUUCAAGGGAUUUAUCAUUUCUGACUCUGAAGGACUUGAUAGGCUUUCUAGCCCUCAUGGAUCUAAUUACCAGCAGAGUGUUCUAUCAGCAAUUAAUGCAGGAAUUGAUUUGGUAAUGGUGCCUUUUCGAUUUGAACUAUUUAUAGGAGACUUAAUGCAUUUGGUGGAGGCAGGAAAAAUAGCAAUGAAGAGAAUUGAUGAUGCAGUUGAAAGAAUUCUGAGAGUAAAAUUUGCGUCUGGCCUCUUUGAACAUCCGUUCAGCGACCGAUCUUUGUUGGGUACAGUUAGAUGUGAGCAACAUAAAGAGUUGGCACGUGAAGCAGUUCGAAAGUCAUUAGUUCUUUUAAAGAAUGGGAAGGAUCCAAAGAAACCAUUUCUUCCACUUGAUCGAAAUGCUAAAACAAUAUUUGUUGCUGGACGACAUGCCGAUGAUCUCGGUUAUCAGUGUGGUGGAUGGACAAUGACUUGGGAGGGCAAAUCUGGCAGAAUCACUACUGGCAAUACCAUUUUGGAUGCUAUUAGAGAAGUUGUUGGGAACGAAACAGAAGUGAUCUACGACGAAAACCCAUCUGCAGGAACCAUAACCGAUAAAGAAUAUUCAUUCGCCAUUGUAGUUGUGGGCGAAGGUCCGUACGUAGAAUUUGGCGGUGACAGCACAGACCUAACAAUUCAUUUCAACGGAGCCGAACUAAUUAGUAUGGUCGCCGAACAAAUCCCCACAUUAGCAAUCUUGAUAUCUGGUAGGCCUUUGUUUUUAGAGCCACAACUUUUGGAUAAAACGGAAGCUCUUGUUUCUGCAUGGCUACCUGGUAGUGAAGGCGGUCGGGGAAUUGUCGAUGUUAUUUUCGGAGAUCAUGAAUUUCAAGGAAGACUUCCGUUGACCUGGUUUAAAAAUGUCGAACAACUCCCAAUGCAUGUUGAAGAUAAUGACUCUUACGAUCCUCUUUUUCCCAUCGGUUUUGGUCUGACCAGUAAAAACGAACUUCUCAUGUAAGCUUUUCAUUUUCUUUUUAACGUUGUUUAAUUAGUCUUGUAAAUAAAAGUAAUUUCUCAUGCAUUCUCUCAUCUAAUGAAGUGUUGUUGAAUUCUGGCAUUGGAAAAA
Erythranthe guttata (spotted monkey flower) is the source of this 2010-nucleotide messenger RNA. Lineage: Eukaryota; Viridiplantae; Streptophyta; Magnoliopsida; Lamiales; Phrymaceae. The record is from RefSeq and is a predicted model, not a curated record.